Molecule: messenger RNA, 1784 nt
Organism: Triticum dicoccoides
Lineage: Eukaryota; Viridiplantae; Streptophyta; Magnoliopsida; Poales; Poaceae
Product: UDP-glycosyltransferase 90A1-like
Exons: 1
Coding region: 147-1634 (495 amino acids)
Molecular function (GO): UDP-glucosyltransferase activity
Source: RefSeq, a predicted model, not a curated record
GACGAAAGUUUAUACUACUACGUAUAUAUUUGCCAUCCCGGCCUAUAAAUUGCGCUUUCUGCUAACCAUCAAAUCAAUCACACGCAGAAAACCUAUGUGAUCGACUAGCUAGCGCGCGUUGCAUCCUCCUCCUCCACUCCACUGCGAUGGCUUUUGCUUCUUCCUCUAGAGAAUCCCAUGUCCUCCCUCACAUAGCAAUCUUCCCCUUCAUGGCCAAGGGCCACACCAUCCCGCUCAUCCAGCUUGCCCACCACCUCCGUCGUCGCCGCCUCGCCACCGUGACCUUCCUCACAACCCAUGGCAACGCCGCCUUCGUCCGCGAGCGACUGUCCGGCGCCGACGACACGGCCGUCGUCGAGCUCGCGUUCCCCGCCGGCGUCUCGGGAAUCCCGCCUGCGGUGGAGAGCGCCGAGGCGCUCACGUCCAUGGCCUCCUUAGCCGCCUUCGCGCACGCCGCGUCGUUGCUCCAGCCACAGCUCGAGGCGUCGCUCGCCGCCAUGGAGCCUCCGGCCAGCCUCCUGGUCGCCGACGCGUUCCUGUACUGGACGAACGCGUCGGCGGCCACGCUCGGCGUCCCGAAGGCGUCCUUCUUAGGCAUCUCGGCGUUCGCACAGGUCAUGCGGGAGCUGCGCGUCAGCCACGAUCCGGUCCCGGCGCUGCUGCACGCCGGCGUCGACGGCGACGGCAAUCCGGCGACGUUCACGGUGCCUGAGUUCCCGCACAUCAAGCUCACGCUGGAGGACCUGAUGGCGCCCUUGGGCGACCCGUCGUCGGCUGCGCCGAUGAUGGAGCUGCACGGCAAGCUGGCCAAGGCCAUAGAGGAGAGCCAUGGCCUGAUCGUCAACACCUUCCAAGGCCUAGAGAAACCGUACAUGGAGUUCUGGAACAACCACUAUAGGCCCAGGGCCUGGGCCGUCGGCCCGCUCUGCCUCUCCCAGCCCGCGUCUUCUUCGCCGGGUGCCGCCGGCGCCCGGCCAUCAUGGAUGGAGUGGCUGGACGAGAAGGCAGCCGCCGGCCGGGGAGUGCUGUACGUCGCGUUCGGGACGCUGGCCGCGAUUCCAGAGGUGCAGCUCAAGGAAGUCGCAGACGGGCUGGAGCGGGCCGAGGUAGAUUUCAUAUGGGCCGUGAGGCCGGAGAAUGUCCAUCUCGGUGCAGGCUUCGAGGAGCGUACCAAGGGCAGAGGCUUAGUGGUGAGGGAGUGGGUGGACCAAUUGGGGAUUUUGCAGCACCAGAGCGUGAGAGGGUUUCUGAGUCACUGCGGGUGGAACUCGGUGCUGGAGAGCGUCGCGGCUGCUGUGCCACUCGCAGCUUGGCCCAUGCAGGCCGAUCAACCUCUCAACGCGGUGUUUGCAGUCCACGAGCUCAAGAUCGCGGUUAGGGUCCACACGAGUGAUAGAACGAUGCGGGGUCCGGUCACGAGCGAAGAAAUAUCGCGAGUGGUCAGGGAGCUUAUGCUCGGAGAGGCCGGAACCGAAGCGGCAAAGAAUGUUGCCGAGUUAUCGGUGCUGGCUAUGGAGUCCAUAUUGGCGAGGGGGUCGUCUUGGAAAGCAGUGGAGGAGAUGAUCGAUGAGUUGUGUGCACCCAACAUGUGUGCAAAGGUUGAGGCAAGCAAGGAGGAGUCGCGAGAUGUUUAAUUGCCGUCGUUUUUCUUUCAAAGAAAUAAUGUGGUGUUGUGCUCUGUAGCUAUAUAUGCCAAACAUUUAAUUAUGUUGGUCUCUGGCAUUUACUUCUCGGGUCUUGGUUGGAAAUAUUUAUAUGAAAUUGAUUGAACAUGAUUGUUUUCU